UAGCAUUUAGUGAUCCAAAAUAUAAAUAAUCAUCUCUUGAAAUCAUGCAAAUAUAUCUAGAUUGCAAAACGGAAACGGAAGGGGGUGUGCCGGAGUGGGCGCUGGUGGAACUGCAGGGUCUCGUGCAGAUGAAGAACGAGGACGGUGGAGGCACCCUGGUAGGAGACCUGCACUUCUUCAACAGGAACAAACACCCCGUACUAGUGCUAGGCCAUCACGUUCUCAACGGCAAAGAGGUCAAACUAGACCAGCCCAUGGCCGUCGUAGAGAAACAUCACGGAGACAAAACCACGUAUAAAGUGAAGGCAGUGGUGAAGAAGAAAUUGUUGUUCAAAUCGAGACCCAAACCGAUUAUAUCCAAUGUUGAAAAAAAUUAAAUAUACUUUUUGAAUGUA
Messenger RNA from Aricia agestis (brown argus), 395 nucleotides. RefSeq names its product chromosome transmission fidelity protein 8 homolog. The transcript has 2 exons. Bases 45 to 377 code for a protein of 110 amino acids. Gene Ontology annotation, biological process: mitotic sister chromatid cohesion. Gene Ontology annotation, cellular component: Ctf18 RFC-like complex. The record is from RefSeq and is a predicted model, not a curated record. Lineage: Eukaryota; Metazoa; Arthropoda; Insecta; Lepidoptera; Lycaenidae.